Molecule: messenger RNA, 288 nt
Organism: Dibothriocephalus latus
Lineage: Eukaryota; Metazoa; Platyhelminthes; Cestoda; Diphyllobothriidea; Diphyllobothriidae
Source: the annotation of a GenBank genome assembly
UUGGAAGACACACAUCUUGCGUUGGAAGACACACAUCUUGCGGUACGUCUAGAACCCCUAACAUGGCAUGUGGCGAGGGCCCUGGUGGAUUUCCUUCAAGCCUUUAGUUGGAACAUUGCCCUGGUUGUGUACAAUACCAACGUUCCGGGCUCCCAGUUGCUCGUCAACGAGUUAAAAUAUCUACAGGAAGAACGGGACAUACAGGAUCACCCGAACCACUUUCAGUACGUUUGUUUUUCGAGUUCUCACAUCACCUUUUUCAUGCGAAAGUUCAGCCCCAACUUCUAG